This is a messenger RNA of Dioszegia hungarica, 4233 nucleotides long. Its product is annotated as putative suppressor protein SPT23. The transcript has 6 exons. The record is from RefSeq and is a predicted model, not a curated record. Gene Ontology annotation, cellular component: nucleus. Gene Ontology annotation, biological process: regulation of transcription by RNA polymerase II. Bases 1 to 4233 code for a protein of 1410 amino acids. Gene Ontology annotation, molecular function: transcription coregulator activity; double-stranded DNA binding; protein binding. NCBI's taxonomy places the organism in Eukaryota, Fungi, Basidiomycota, Tremellomycetes, Tremellales, Bulleribasidiaceae.
AUGGAUUCGUCAUCCAAUCCACCCUUCUUCGUCCAAUCGUCCAACUCGGCUCAAUCGGAGGGUAACGCCGGCGCUGGACCAUCGGGGGAUAGCUACUCUCAGGCUCUUCAUAUGCAGGCGGUGCCACCUCAACGGGGGUUUGGGCCUCUGGUCAACGUGGGCGGAUCCAAGGCGGCACGAGCGGGUUCGCCGCUGAGAGAUGUAAAGUUGGAACCGGGAUCAGCGAGACCAGCGACCUACAGGUCAUCGCAUUCCCCUCAAUCUCUACAUCCAUCCACUGUCCCUCGGCCACUAGCGCUCCCUACCGAGCAGAAGCCGAGCGUUUUUGCGUCGCCCUCCGUAUCGUCUCGAGCGACCUCUGUCGGUAUACCAGAUAGCGUCAACGGCUUCUCCUCUGGACCACCUAUGGGCAGCGGGCUAGCGUCGACUAUACAGAGCCGUUCGGAUCCGCCGAGGCGUCUGAUUGACGUGGAUGUAUUGCCCGUAGGAGAUGCCCCCAUGGAGGUUGUCAAGGCCACACCACAUCGAAAUGUCUUGCUGCUCCAGGGCGAUCCACAGGUCAUCAGCAAACAGCGGGUCGAGACUGCUAUUCGCGUAAUAAUGGAUCUCAUCCGCUCAAUUCCCUCAACUCCCACAUCCGCACCCCUGCCUCCAGAUCUUUUCAACAUCCUCCCUGCCGACAACACCCUCGCCAACCUAUCCCUCGAGCGCGUCGGCUGCUUCAGCGGGCUUCGGCUACAGCUCGGCACGACCACCAAGGCAACGGCCAAGAAGCAGCUUCAAGCGGGCAAGACGCCAGAGAGGGAGCUGCUAUACCUGGAUGCGGCGGUGUACAAGUCGGAGGAGGGCGGACGGAGGGUGUACGCGUGCAAGCGAUGUCGGCUGAGGGAGCUGCGGCGACGAGCGAGCAAGGAUGCUUCGAGGAAGAAACCAUCGUUGGGUGGCGAGGCGAUCACGUCUAUGCCUCAGGUACUGCCAUCCGGGGCUACACCGGGUCCGGACUACAUUACAGGCGCCAACCCGGAUCAGUACGAUCCCCAUCGGCAGGAUCAGGUGGUGGAGGAGCCGGGAUUUGACCCUGAUAGGUCGGAUUGGCGCCAUGAGAUUGUGCUCUUCAAUUCGGCGCCGGAGAUGCCCAUCAAGGAUGGGAGCUGUAUGUGGCUCCCGUUCAGGGUGGUGUGCUAUGGGAAGUGCCACGGAGAGAAGGUCGGAUUCAAAAUCAAAUUCACCCUUCGCACGAUCGAUGGCGCGGCGGUCUUUACAGCCACUACCGACCCUAUCCGUAUAACCGACGACCACAAGACCGACAAGAAUCCGAAGCCCAAGGUAGUCUCUCCUGCGGCUUCGCAAGCGCAACCGGCCGUACCGCGUCCCCGGAAAGGCCGAGCGAGCGCCGCAUCCUCACGCAGGCAGUCGCCGGUAGCGUCGGACGCGGAGAGCGGACAGUCGUUGUCGGAAGCUGGGGCUAUGAUGCAGAAGCAGACUCCUAGCGUCCGCUCGAAGCCUUAUGAGCGACCGACUACGCACUCCCCGGCGGUAUCCAUCGGAGGUUUGCCUUUUGAUUUCAACGUCAAUGGGACCGGUCCCGCCCCACCUCGCUUCCACCGCCAGCACUCUGCCAGCUCGGUGCACUCUCUCACCUCCUUGACCCCUCUUAAUCCCCCUCCCAAUGCCCCACCAACAGAUACCGGAGUCAACCUCGGCCUCUCCUCCGCGCGCCCCACUCCUGCCGACUUUAUCAACCUCGAACCACUUCCUGUCACCGGCACGGUCUCUCCUGGCGCACUGCGUCAUCCCAAUUUCGCCAUGUCCAACUUCGACUCGUACAACUACUCCUCUCGCCCUCACUCGGCCGCCUCGUCCAACGUCGCCAGCCCCGUCAAUGGUCUCCGCCCGCUCGGUGACGACGUCAUGAUGCACGGGAGCCAGCUUCGGUCGCUCCAGCCAAACCCGCUCUCGAACGCGUUUGCCAGCCUGAACGCCAUCAGCGCCCAACAGCAGCAGCAACAGCAGUCGCUUAUGCUGUCGGACUACCUGGCGGACCAGGACAUGGCGCAUACGCUCAACUCGGCAAUGGAUGGGCUGUUCGAUGCGUCGUCCCAUUCGUCCAGCUUCAACGACGACGCAUCUGGGUUCUCCGGAUACCGGGACAGCGCAUCAGGCCUCUUCUCGGAGAGCGGGCUUGUCCCAGAUACAGGCAUGGAGUUCCUUGACUUCUCGGGUGGGGAGGACCAAGGUCUAGCCCAGCCGGCAUUUGACCAGGUCUCUCCCGUCGGCGGAGCGCCUAUACCCCCCCUAUUCGACCUGGAACUCUCCCAUUCCCCCAUUCAAUCCCAGCGCCCUCAGCCCAACUUCGCCAACAUCCCACCACAGCCCCAGCCGACCGAAGACCAGCUGCGACAGAUGCUGAUGUCCUUUGGCUCCCAGGCACAGGCUCAGGCGCAGCCUGUCCCGCCCCAACCGGUCGUAUCGCACGUCAUACCCGCCGAAGGACCCCUAGGCGGCGGCGUCCAGAUCGCAGUGGCAGGUCAGCGGUUCGUGCCGGGCAUGACUGUGAUGUUUGGCGGGAGAGCCGCCAAGACGAUGGUCAUUUCGGACAGCUUCUGCACAUGCGAGCUUCCGGCCGGGCCGGAGCCGGGCUUUGUGGAGGUCAGCGUGCAGGGAGCGAUUGUGGCGCCAGGGCAGACGGUGGAGCAGUUCAGGUAUCAGGGGAUGGACAAGGAAAUGAUGAGACUGGCGCUAGAGGUCAGAGAUCAGUACUCGGGCUCUUCCAGCGAUGCGGCGUAUCGCCUUGCCCAGCGGGUCGCCCAAUCAUCUCACAGCGGCAACUCGAGCGAUCGGUCUUCAGCCAGCCCGAUGGCGUCGGGCGCAUCACCAACGUAUCUCAAUUUGUCUACCACCUCGUCUACUUUCACAACCGAGGACAAAGAGGACGAUCUCCAGCUCACCGUCAUCAACUUCCUCGCCUCUAUCGACGAGCAUGCUCCGGGCUCGCUCCGCCGUUCCGGCGCCAUCAACACCCGUAAUACAGCCCAGCAGACCUUGCUACACAUCGCCACAGUAUCGGGGUAUCACCGGCUCGUCCGGAGGCUGCUCCUCAUGGGCGCCCAGGUCGACCUGCAGGACGUCAAUGGCUUUACGGCGCUCUCGUUUGCCGCGCUCUGCGGGCAGGUCGCUUGCGCUCGGGUCCUCAUCGAGGCUGGAGCAGCGUACGACCUGCCUACCGCCUUCGGAGAGAUGCCGCUCGAUCUUGCCAAGUCGGGCGAGAAGGAGGGUGUCGAAGCUUUGCUGCUCUCGGCGGUGUGGUCGACCUCAUCGGGCACGAUCAAAACGGACACGCCUGCACUUCGGUCCCAGCCAAGCACCGCGCCAGCGCCGGAACCGGAGAAGCUUAAUGAGGUCGAUAAUGAUAAUCCCUCCACUUCCGGUAGCGAUACUGCGGGCGAGACCCCGCUCGCUCAGCCGAGCGCUCGGCGUCUCAGUCCGAAAGCGCGGGGCAAGCAGAGGGAGACUUCCACUCGCUCCUCACCUCGGGCGUCUCCGCCUCGGCAAGCGAGCCCGCCGGCCACGGCUGACGUGGCGGACCUCACACCCCUGUCCACGUCGACUGCUAUACCCCUCCCACCUGACAGUCCACCGCCAUACGAGCCCGGUCCGAACCGAGCGCACGAAGCUCCGCUCGUAUUGGAGACCAAGCCCGCGCGGGGCGAGAGCAGCACCGUCGCUCCUCCUGCUCCGGCAUUCCAUACCCUUGUCGAACUGCUCUGGAAGAGUCUCCCGCUUCACCUCCUGCCCGCACCGCUCACAGAGCUUUUGGACGAGGCGGUCUCACCGGACGGAUGGGCGGUACUUCCCCCUCCGACAUGGGGAACAUUGUACAAGCUCACCAGCCCAGACGAGGUCAAGCUGUUUACUCAGGCGCUGGCGGUACAAUUCCUGAAUGUGCUGGUGCAGCAUCUAGGAGGGAUAGAGGGGUUGGACCUGGGGGACCAUAGUAGGGCGUCGAUAAGGCCGGUGGACGGUGAGGAGGGACAAGGGGAAGGCAGUAAUGCGGUGGCCGAGAACGGAAAGAAGCGUGGCAAGAGGGGCAUGACGAGAAACGACACGAUGCUGUACCUCUUCUGGCUGCCCGUCUUGAUGUUCGUGGGGUUCUGGCUAUUCGUCACCGCCCUGCCGAUCGUCGCGGGGUUAUUCUUGAUCUACGGGAGGCAGAUGACCAGCAGGGUGAAGUGA